UUGCUCAGAAUAUUGGAAUCUAUUAGCCAACAACAUAAGGCUGCAGUUGUUAACGCAGAUAGAAGCCGAAAUGAACAAAAUGUGGAAAAAAUUUUUACAACAAUCCAGCAACUGCUUUUUUCUCUUGGAACAGCGCUUAGCACCGUGGAAACGGUUUGUGUUUCUGGCCAAAUGCAUGGAAUUGUUCUGUGGAAUGGAGCGGCACUUUUACAAGGUAAAUUUUAUUGUUCGCCUUUGAUAACCUGGAUGGAUACAAGAGCUUCAACUGAAUUCAUCGAUAGUUUACCAAAGUUAGAUUUUUUUUUGUGUAUUUUGACUUCUCCGGUUUUUAUUUGUGAUGAUUUUGAAUUUUUCGGGAGUAAAGAAUACGACUUACAUCCUGGUUAUGGAACUGUUUCUUUGGCAUGGUUACAUAAGUUUGGACAAAUCGAUAAACAAUGGGAUUGCUGCGGAACAGUUAUGGAUAUGUUUAAUUGUUAUUUGGGAAACCUUCGGAAACCACUAAUGGGUAUUCAGAACGCUUUUAGUUGGGGCUACUGUACGUUGGAUGGUCAGUGGACAGCUCCUGUAAACUUUGAAUCUGUAUUGCCAUUAUAUUUGUUACCUGAAGUCGUUGAUAGCAGUAAAGUGAUAGGCGAAGUGCAAAAUGCCAAUUUUGCAAUUCCCCUGGGAGUAAAACUGUUUGCUUCACUAGGUGAUCUUCAGAGUACUGUAUAUCUGCUUCUCCACAAGGAUACUCAUAUCAAAUCUGCAUUUUUAAGCCUGGGAACUUCGGCUCAAUUGGGAUGUAUUGAACGAAAAGCUACAUCACACCCGUUACUAACUGUACCAUUUUUUGAUGGAGAUUGUUUAGUUGUUGCUGCUUCAAUGAAUGGAGGAAAUGUGCUAGAAUUUCUUGCAAAUAAAAUUUUGGACUGGGCAUCGACACUAACUUCUCGUACUGAUCUUCAAGUGGAUUUGAAUUGCUUUGAAAGAAUCUUGCAGCAACCGUAUAAGCCAUCGUCUCUAAGAGUCAGUCCAACAUUUUUCAGAGAAAGAAGUCAAGAUAUUCCGUCACUGAUAAGUGGUUUGUGCGAUGAGACCAAUUUAACAAGUCUGUUUCAAGAGUCAUGUAUCGGAGUUAUACGGAACUUAACCCGAAUGUUUCCACCUGACUUGCUGCGUGAAUUUGGGGUUUCUCGUUUAGUUCUGGCCGGUAAUGCUAGUCAACAGUGUUAUAUGACAGCUAUUAAAGAAAGUUUUGAUGGUUUCGAUAUUGUCACGGGAUGCGAUGAUGUGUUGUUUUCGGCUUCUUAUGGUGCUGCACUUUUUGCAGCAAAACAGUGGAAGAAAUUACGAGAUUUUAAAUAA
Enterobius vermicularis (human pinworm) is the source of this 1350-nucleotide messenger RNA. The record is from the annotation of a GenBank genome assembly. NCBI's taxonomy places the organism in Eukaryota, Metazoa, Nematoda, Chromadorea, Rhabditida, Oxyuridae.